Amaranthus tricolor (Joseph's coat) is the source of this 3844-nucleotide messenger RNA. RefSeq lists its product as uncharacterized. The transcript is spliced from 19 exons. The record is from RefSeq and is a predicted model, not a curated record. Gene Ontology annotation, biological process: glucosylceramide catabolic process; carbohydrate metabolic process. Bases 191 to 2977 code for a protein of 928 amino acids. Gene Ontology annotation, molecular function: glucosylceramidase activity; beta-glucosidase activity. Gene Ontology annotation, cellular component: membrane. Lineage: Eukaryota; Viridiplantae; Streptophyta; Magnoliopsida; Caryophyllales; Amaranthaceae.
ACUAAAUGAAACAUACUACAAUAAAUCAAGAGUCGUAAUAAUAAUAAAGAAAUGCCGGCGAUUGGUCGUAAACUCUAUAAUUAAGUUUCUCCGGCAAUGGCGUCGGCAUUUUCCAGAAAACUUUUACUCACAUCCUCCAUUAGUUAUCGCUUCAUCUCUCAAUCGAUCCGACGACUCCAUUGAAACUUAGAUGAUGGUUAAUCCAGGGGAUCCUGUCAAACCAAGCUGGCAGCGGAAACUCGAUGAUGAAAAUAAAGUUCCUUCACAGUUUGGCAUUAGCGUUCGAGAAUUUGUUCAAUUGGCCCCUGUAGGUUAUCGCCUGUGGCGCCAUGUCCGAGAAGAAACUAGCAAAGGAAGGGGGGCAAUUAUUGAUCCUUUCUUCAAGCGUUUUGUCACAUCUGACCAUGGAGUUCCUCUUGGAGGAAUUGGAGCUGGAAGCAUAGGGAGAAGUUACAAAGGCGAGUUUCAGCGCUGGCAAGUUUUUCCUGGAUCAUGUGAAGAUAAACCUGUUUUGGCAAACCAAUUUUCAGUUUUUGUCUCACGUCCAAAUGGUGAAAAGUAUUCUUCUGUACUGUGUCCACAAAAUCCUGAGAUGCUCAAGGAAACUACUGCAAAAGGCAUUGGAACUUGGGAUUGGAAUUUAAAAGGAAGCAACUCUUCUUAUUAUGCCCUCUACCCAAGGUCGUGGACUGUAUAUGAUGGUGAACCUGAUCCAGCUCUUAGUAUUGUUUGUCGUCAGCUUUCACCGAUUAUUCCCCACAAUUACAAGGAGAGCAGCUAUCCUGUUGCAGUAUUUACUUUCACGCUAUCAAACUUUGGAAAUACAGCUGCAGAUGUGAGCUUGCUUUUCACAUGGGCGAAUUCUGUGGGUGGAAAUUCUGGAACUACUGGUAAUCACUACAACUCAAAGAUCACGAUGAAGGAUGGCAUUCGUGGUGUAGUUUUACAUCAUAGAGCAGCAGAUGGAUGUCCCCCUGUUUCCUUUGCUAUUGCAGCAGAGAACAAAGAUGGGGUUCACAUCUCAGAGUGUCCGUGCUUUGUUAUUUCUGGAGAUUCUGAAGGUAUUACUGCAGAGGACAUGUGGCAAGAGGUGAAACAGCGUGGAUCCUUUGAUAAACUUGACUGUCCUGAGACUUCAUCUCCAUCAAAGCCUUCAUCUUGCAUAGGAGCUGCAGUUGCGGCUUCAGUUAAGGUGCCAUCAGGGUCAACCCGUGUUGUUACAUUUUCAUUAUCAUGGGAUUGCCCUAAAGCUACAUUCUUUAGAGGAAAAACAUAUCACCGGCGCUAUACAAAGUUCUAUGGCUCUUCUGGCAAUGCAGCGGCAGAUAUUGCACAUGAUGCUAUAAGAGACCAAAAGCACUGGGAGUCCCAGAUUGAAGCAUGGCAGAGGCCUAUACUUGAAGACAAGCGAUUUCCAGAAUGGUAUCCAGUUACUCUUUUCAAUGAACUCUAUUAUCUUAAUGCUGGGGGCACUGUGUGGACAGACGGAUCUCCUCCACUCAAGAGUACAAGGACUAUCGGAGAACUGGGAGUUGAGCAGUUAAAUACAAAAUUUGUAAGCACUACCAAUGUCUCAACACAAAAUGAUACUGCUGUGGAAAUCCUUCGGAAAUUGACUUCAAUACUGGAGCAAGUACACAAAACACCUAAAUCCAAUUCUGCUUUUGGUCCAAAUUUACUUUUAGAAGGGGAAGAAAACAUCGGUCAAUUUCUUUACUAUGAAGGGAUUGAGUAUCAUAUGUGGAAUACCUAUGAUGUUCAUUUCUAUGCGUCUUUUGCUUUGGUAAUGCUAUUCCCAAAGCUUGAACUUAGCAUUCAAAGAGAUUUUGCUGCAGCAGUUUUAAUGCAUGAUCCUAGUAAAAGGAAACUUUUGAUGGAUGGGAAAUGGGCAUCGAGAAAAUUUCUUGGUGCUGUCCCUCAUGAUAUUGGGCUUAGUGAUCCAUGGUUCGAAGUAAAUGCUUACAGCCUCCACAACACAGACCGAUGGAAAGAUUUAAACCCAAAAUUUGUUCUCCAGGUAUACAGAGAUGUUGUAGCCACAGGUGACAAGAAAUUUGCACAAGCUGUUUGGCCUUCUGUUUAUGUGGCGAUGGCCUACAUGGAUCAAUUUGACAAGGAUGGAGAUGGCAUGAUUGAGAAUGACGGCUUUCCUGAUCAGACAUAUGACACAUGGUCGGUCUCCGGUGUGAGCGCAUAUUGUGGGGGGCUCUGGGUUGCAGCACUUGAAGCUGCUUCAGCCCUAGCUGGAGAAGUUGGCGAUAAGGGUUCACAGGACUACUUUUGGUUCAAAUUUCAAAAAGCUAAGGCUGUUUAUCAGAAGUCAUUGUGGAAUGGCACAUAUUUUAAUUAUGACAACAGUGGUGGUAGUAACAGUGCGUCGAUUCAAGCUGAUCAAUUGGCUGGUCAAUGGUAUGCACGAGCAUGUGGUCUAGCGCCAAUUGUUGAUGAGGAAAAGGCAAAAUGUGCCCUUGCCAAUGUUUUUGAGUUCAAUGUGAUGAAGUUGAAGGAUGGACGGCGAGGGGCUGUGAAUGGAAUGCUUCCUGAUGGAAAUGUAGACAUCUCGUCAAUGCAGUCGAGGGAGAUAUGGUCUGGUGUCACUUACGCUGUUGCUGCCACCAUGAUUCAAGAAGGAUUACUGGACAUGGGUCUUCAGACUGCGUAUGGAGUUUUUGAAGCUGUCUGGUCACAAAAAGGACUUGGGUACUCAUUUCAAACCCCUGAAGCUUGGAAUACCACUGGUCAGUACAGGUCACUGUGCUAUAUGCGCCCGUUAGCCAUAUGGGCAAUGCAAUGGGCGCUGUCGAAGCCAAAACCUGCAGAGCUGGAGAUAAGGCCUGAAGUGAAAGAAGAGUCUUUGGCUAAGUAUCACUUGGGAUACUCGAAAGUUGCCAGUCUUUUGGAGCUCCCAAAGGAAGAAGAUUCUCCAGGUCUGGUGAAUGUUAUUUAUGACAAAACUUGCAGAAGGAUGUGGAAUUGACUACAUAUUGUUUCAUUAUGCUAUGGAGCAUUGCUAGAGCCCAGAAAGGGUUUAUUUAAAUUAGUCGAUUUCCAAAUCGAGUUCCCAUUUAUACAAAGAGUGAUUUUCUGGUAGGUGAUUGGAGUUUUUAUUUACAAAUUGAUACAAGACAUAGCAUUGGUAUCAUUCCCAUCCGAUUGUGCAAAGCUAUGUGAUUGGAGUUAUUAUUUACAAAUCGAUACAAGAAAUAGCAUCGGUAUGAAUCCCAUCCGAUUGUGAAAAGCUAUGUCAAUCGACUUGUAUUGUUCAUAGUAUAAUAUAUCUCGGAGAUUUAUAUAUUUGCGUUUGUUGUAAAUUGAAAUUUGAUGAAAAACUAUGUUCACUACAAAGCAAAGUUUCCAUGUUUUAGACUACUGAUGUACUCUUAGAUUACCUUUUAGUGUUCUUGUCCUCUUACUUCUCCCGUUUAUUUUAUUAUUAGUUUUUUUGUUUUCUUUAUUGUGUAGUUAGUUCUACUUAUUUAUUUUAUUUAUAGGCAUUUAAUUUAUCUUUUUCGUGUAGUUACGUCUCUUUACCUUUCUCGAGUCAGUGGACUCCUUUGACCGUGCUCUCCUUUAUGGGUAUGAGUUGUCGCCGUUCUUUUCUUCCCAGAUCCUGUCCAUAGUUUAUCUAUGAGCGGAAUACAUUGGGUAAGAUGACGAUGAAGUUAUUUUGUUCAACUAAAGUUUGCGGCAUUUUGACUCUCGAUUCUUAAAAUUAAAAUUUUAACAUUAUUGUUGCCGUUAUAAAGUGACAUCACCGCCAUUCAUAUGCAUCACGGUUUUCAUUUAUCACCCUCAAAAGAUGAAAUGUUUAUAAUGUUUUAACCUAAAGCUGAUUUCAACAUAU